Messenger RNA from Daphnia magna, 2911 nucleotides. RefSeq names its product cyclic AMP-responsive element-binding protein 3-like protein 3. The record is from RefSeq and is a predicted model, not a curated record. The coding region runs from base 212 to 2077 and encodes 621 amino acids. NCBI's taxonomy places the organism in Eukaryota, Metazoa, Arthropoda, Branchiopoda, Diplostraca, Daphniidae. Gene Ontology annotation, molecular function: cAMP response element binding; DNA-binding transcription factor activity, RNA polymerase II-specific. The transcript has 6 exons. Gene Ontology annotation, biological process: regulation of transcription by RNA polymerase II.
UUUAUAUUCCCCGCAUAUUGGACGAAAUUUGAGCGUUGACCAAUCCCUGCACGCCAGACCAAGUCCCCUUCCCUUCUUUUACGUCACAGAUUGGAGACGGGAUCGACUGACGUGGAAGUACUUGUACUUUACGAAUUUUUUCUUAGCCUGGUGAUGAUUGAACUUCAUUGACUUAACCUGAUACCUGGACUUCUUGGAUAUUGACUUCAACAUGAAUACCGAAGAAAUUUUAUUUGACAACCUGCUGGAUACUUCUGUUGACGGAAAUGUGUUUCUCGAAGAUUUAAUUGAAGAUCCAGCUGCCAAUGUAUUGGAACAAGCCAUGAAGGAGAAUAUGAUGGAGGUCUGGGAGUCAAGUGACUAUGAACUACUGAAUUCUCCUAUUGCUGGUGAACUCAAAUUUGAUGACAUCACACAAUCAACUAACUACCUGGAAUGGAUCAAUUGGGAUCAAAAAGAAAAAACUGAUAACAUUAUCCCUGCCUCUAACAGUUCUGACAGUGGCCUUUCUAGUGAUUUCCAUUAUGACCAGCAGCUCUCUCCAUCUAAUGAAAUGGAUCGUUCUACACCGACUGGAUCUCCUACCGGUGGUGGCGGCGGCGGCAGCUCAAUCUGUAGUAGCGUUGACGUAGAUAGUGUCAGCAGUCCUGAUACCUUAUGCCCCUCAUCACCAUGCUCCGACAUCCAUUUGAUCGACGAUGCUGCCGAUAUCGAAAUCAAUUCUUCCAAGUCCAUAUCCUCACCUGCGAUACCCCCAAAACCCACAAGUUCUCCAUUGGUCUUUCCCGUAUCUCUCAAAGAUUUGAAUCUUCGCGAAAUUAAAGCGGUGAAAAUCAUUCGAAAUGGUUCCACUUUGGUUUCUAGCGCUGCCUCGGCGGUUCUAGGUGGAAUCAAAUCCACCUCGGCCCAAGUCCCUGACGCUAUUAAAAAACUAUUGGGUCCAGUUCAACUUUCUGUUUCUUCGGCUCCAACAUCGUCUUCAACGAAAACUUCAUAUCCUCCAAUCCUGCUUUCAGGUAGGCAAAAUGAACUAAACGAAGAACGCCGUCUUUUAGCCAAGGAAGGUGUUGAACUGCCAAGCCAUUACCCUCUCACCAAACACGAAGAGCGAGAACUUAAACGCAUCCGCCGCAAAAUCCGCAAUAAAAUUUCGGCACAAGAUUCUAGGAAAAGGAAGCGCGUCUACAUGGACGGUCUAGAAGAUCGAGUUAAGCUGUGCUCUGAUGAGAAUAUGUCGCUUCAAAAGCGCAUCCGUUUGCUCGAAACGGAGAAUAAAUCGCUGUUAUCGCAACUGAAAAGGCUUCAAAGCAUCCUGACAGGUCAGGGUGGAAAUCAAGCUUCGCCUACAGUUGCAGCAAUAACAGCGGCCUCUACUACGGCAGGAACUAAUACCAACACCAACAGUAAAGAGGGGCUUUCUACUACCAGCAACACGGCGCAGCCAGCCACCUGCCUUCUGGUGCUGAUGCUCUCAUUUGCGCUUUUCCUCUUGCCGAACUUAAGACCAGACUCCAAUAAGAGUCUUACAGAUGGCCGGACAAACUCAGCUGCUUCUCAAAUGGCACAAUCGAUGAUGAAAAUGCCACCAUUUGCCGGUCGUUCCAGAGCAUUGUUACAAGAUACAUUGGCUUUGGAUGCUGACUCUGACAUGACAGACAUUGAGCUCCUCGAAAUUGCCUUGGGUGGAGAAGUGGUUGUUGGGGAAGAAGAUGAAGAAGAUGAGAGCGGACUAUACGUCCCUCUGCCUCUCGGUCCACUAGCUAUGCCUGGAGGCAAGAAUGAUGUUCUUAAGAGCCAAUGGGGUCAGAAGUUUGGCAAGCAGUAUCCCGCCAACCCGAAACGAAGCGUUCCGGCUUUCUUACUAGAACACGAUUACCAUUCAGCUGAUCCCACUGCCAAGCGUGCACGCUUCAAAGAAAUUUGGGAAGAAGUUGAGACCAUCGUGCCUCCUGCUCCCAUUUCUAAUGUGUAUUCCGGGGCCACGAAGGAAUCAAAUCAAUCACAACUGUACGGUGAACUUGCUGAGCUUGCGCGCGGACAGAAUAUCGUGGUCCGUAUCUCGUCAGAGGAGCUAUGAAAACUUAAAUUGAAAUGAUACUCGUCGUUGUUCCUUUAAACGUCGAGAUGCUUGUGAUCCUCGGUGUUGCCUUCUUCCUCCCUCUUCCGCAUCAUCCGACCUGUCUCAGCCUGCUUACACUGGACCCAUUCCCUUGUCAAAUCCUUUAAUUGGUGCUGGUCUAAGUAGAUGAUAGAGAUGCAACAACCUCAUCCCUUCAAAAUCUACUUGUUCCCUUUUCAACUUUAUUUUCUAAAAUUAGUAUGGCCAAUUCCAUUACUGGCUUUUAGUUGGCGGUGGGUAAUUUCCGUGUGCAAUUCUGUCCGUUCGAAAGACAAUUUCCAACGUCAGCACCUCUCCAUUAUAGUGUUAGACUUGUUAGGUAUGUUACUCCUAUUCCCUACUCUGUAUUCAUCCCCUCUCCGUCUUUGGUGAAUAUUCAGAAUCUUAGCACUUGAACGAAUCAGGGGAAUAUGAAAUUAGGGUCAAGUGAACUUCCUGUUUGUUGUGUCCUCGCAUCAAUGCAACCAUUAUUAUUAUUUUUUUUUUUCUGUUUUGUUUGAUUUUUAAAAGUUCUUGUUGCAACUUGAGUUUACUUUAAAAUUAACAUUAACGUUUGCUGUCAUAUCUCAUAAUUAUCCCAAGAUGUGAGCUCCUAUUCAAACCUUGCAUAAUUUUUUUUUUGUCUUGUUUGUUGUCCUCUUCCAAUAUUUUUACACGACAUUAGCCAGCAAAUGCGCUAUUUGUUAUCUAUAUAUUGUGUUUGACCCUAAAUCACAGAUUUCGUAUUUCCCCUCCCGUGAUGGUGUUUCUAAGAAAACAGUUUUAUAUAAUAAACCAAAAAUGUUAAUGGGA